UCCCCUCUCCAAUGCUGGCUCUGUGGCUCAGCAGGUUGCGAAAGCCCCAGGACUACAUAAAGCAUUCCCUGUCUGGGCACUGCCACCACCAUCAGCACUUGAGGUCUCAAGAGGCUCCAGGGAUCAGUACUGUCUGUAAGGGACCCUGCUGUUGUGGGCUGGGGACAACCAGGGACAGGAUGGCCCACAUGGAGAGAGCUCUGCCCUGGCUGCUGCUGCUGUCACUGGCCUUGCUGGGCAGCAGCACUGCGGAGCGCGACUGCCGAGUAAGCAACUUCAAAGUCAAGGAGAACUUCAACAAGACCAGGUACAGUGGCACCUGGUAUGCCAUGGCAAAAAAAGAUCCUGAGGGGCUAUUUCUGCAGGACAAUGUGGUAGCACAGUUCACCAUAGAUGAGAAUGGAAAAAUGACUGCCACCGCAAAGGGCAGAGUCAGACUCUUCAAUAACUGGGAUGUCUGUGCUGACAUGAUUGGCUCUUUCACUGACACAGAGGAUCCUGCCAAGUUCAAGAUGAAGUACUGGGGUGUCGCCUCUUUUCUGCAGAAAGGAAAUGAUGAUCACUGGGUAGUGGACACAGACUAUGAUACAUAUGCUCUUCAUUACUCCUGCCGCCAACUAAAUGCAGAUGGCACUUGUGCUGAUAGCUAUUCCAUUUUAUUCUCCCGGGACCCGAAGGGAUUACCUCCAGGUGCACAGAAAAUCGUCAGACAAAGGCAGAUAGACCUCUGUUUGGACAGAAAAUACAGAGUUAUCACUCAUAAUGGAUUUUGCUCUUAAGGAGAUCCAACCCUAUGGAAAGAAACCAUGUGACAGCACCACAGAUGUACAGUUAAUACACUGAUCAUGUGUUCUCUGGAAAAUGCUUUAAAUGGCUUCAUUUAGAUUUUCAGUAUAUUUAUCUGAGCUGUGUAGCUCACCUUGUCAAUAAACCAAUGAAACAUUUUAAUAAACUUGGAUUACAGGGGAAGAAAA
Corvus hawaiiensis (hawaiian crow) is the source of this 974-nucleotide messenger RNA. RefSeq names its product retinol binding protein 4 (gene RBP4). Bases 12 to 779 code for a protein of 255 amino acids. The record is from RefSeq and is a predicted model, not a curated record. NCBI's taxonomy places the organism in Eukaryota, Metazoa, Chordata, Aves, Passeriformes, Corvidae. Gene Ontology annotation, biological process: retinol transport. The transcript has 6 exons. Gene Ontology annotation, molecular function: retinol binding; retinol transmembrane transporter activity.